GCUCGUGACUCGUGAAUGUCGCCCUUCCGCAAUCAGUCGUGUUAUGUGCAGCGCAGUCGAUGGAUCGUUCAAUAAUUGUUUACCGAUACUCGAGUAAUGUUAUCUUAAAUUAAAAUUUCAUGACCAUCGAUUAGAUUAGUGGUUUUUCUAAAACGGUCCUCCCGGAUCCGCGCAAAACUGAUAGUGCAUUUAUGCUACGCGGUGUUACGCUAACGUGACCUGUUGCUCCCCUCACAUUUGUUUAAAGUUUUUUUUUCUUUAUUUGUUAAUGAUUGUUUUGUUUGAAUAAUUGAAAGUGUCACGUUUCAUCGGCUUAACUUAGUUCGAAGCUCAACUGUUAACAAGAAUUAUUCUAAUAUAAGCAACAUGAGCAAAGUGCUGAACGAAGUAUGUGAUAUGCUAGAUACGUACACGGGUCGAGACAAGAUCGUCCGUACACUAUGCUACACCACCAAGUUGGCCUCGGGCUUGUACGCCAACCGGGACCCGGACUUUGCCAAGAAGCUGGCCAUCUUCAGCUCCAAAAUGUCGCAAACCCGCGCGACCUUGAGGCUGUUCGACGAUUUGCCCAUGCUGAACUACUCGCUAAGCUACGGUAUCGGUAGUAAGGAGCCCGACCGGAUCAUGGGAAUGAUCGGUUUCGUGACCAACAUCAUCGACCAUGUGUACUAUCCGGUGGACAAAAUCUGUUGGAUGAUCGAGUACAACCUGCUCAAAGUGGAAAAUCCCAGCAAGUGGGACACGAUAAAUUCAGUAUUCUGGGUCGCCUCCAUCUACCUGAACUUGAUGAAAACGAUCCGCAGCUUCACGGUGAUGGAACAGCACAAAUCACACAUCGACAAAUCGACCAACGAGUCCAGCUUCGCCUUCCAGAUGUUGUUGAUCAAGCAGCGGAUGGAGCUGAUAUCGAUCAUCCGGCUGUCGCUGGAUCUGGUCCAUGCCGGAAGUACCCUGCCCAAAGGCAUGCUCUGGGGCGGACGGCUUGAAUCGUGGCACGUGGGACUGAUUGGGUCGGUAUCGUCAUGCAUUGGGCUGUAUCAGUACUUUGCCAAAAAACGUAUUGUGAACAAAAGUGGGUAGGGCUCGAGGGUGUAGGAAAACGAUAUUAUCAACUGUGUAUAGGGCCUAGCCGUAGUUUUUAAUAAGAAUUUAUAGAACAGAUUUAUAAUUAAAAACUUAUUGAUUUCGAACGCUACCUGCCAAUGUAAAUAACGCCUAUUUACAGCACUUGGUGAAACCUAAAUUUUUUUAUUCAAUCUUUUUAGAUACUUGCGUACUCGUUAAAUGUUAAGUAAAUAAAAAUGA
Uranotaenia lowii is the source of this 1305-nucleotide messenger RNA. It is a transcript of the gene Pex11c, whose product is annotated as peroxisomal membrane protein 11C. The transcript is spliced from 4 exons. The record is from RefSeq and is a predicted model, not a curated record. The coding region runs from base 367 to 1080 and encodes 237 amino acids. Gene Ontology annotation, cellular component: peroxisomal membrane. Gene Ontology annotation, biological process: peroxisome fission. Lineage: Eukaryota; Metazoa; Arthropoda; Insecta; Diptera; Culicidae.